GUACAAUUCCUGAAAUAACUACUCAGUUAAUUUGAGUAUUUGUCAUUUACUUUACACUACUAAUUGUUCAUAAUCAUUUUGUUUACUUUCCCAGAUUCUGUUUGUUUUUUAUUUGUAUUGUUUUCCUGGGUUGAGUUCAGCCGUGUAUCUGGACAACAGUGAUUUUAUUGUGUUCAGUAGGUCCAGCCCAUCAUAAACCAGUCCACAAACAGGUUACAGUACAAACACACCUGACAGACCGAGGAAACAUGAGCAACGAAGGAGGAAAUAGUCGCCGGCGGUCAAACAGGAUCUCAGCUGAGAGAACUGACAAUAAUGAGGGUAAUGAAGGUGCUUGUUCACAGAAUGUUCUGCGUCUGGUUCUGCUGGGAAAAACCGGCGCAGGGAAAAGCGCAACCGGGAACACAAUCCUGGGAGAGAAACGCUUCAAUGAUGAUCUGAGCAUGAGUUCAGUCACUAAAGAGUGUCAGAGAGAAAACACAAGCACUGAAGGACGAAACCUGCUGCUGGUGGACACACCGGAUUUUACAGAAACGGAUAAAACCAUUGAGAAAAUACAACAGUGCCUAUCUUUGAGUUCUCCUGGUCCUCAUGCGUUUCUUCUGGUUAUACCGAUAGAGAGAUACACCGAUGAACAAGAACGCAUUGCAGAAAUGAUUCUGGAGAUGUUUAAUGAAGACAUCAGCCGAUACACCAUCCUCAUAUUCACACACGCUGACAGACUUAAUGGAGGAUCCAUUCAAGAGUUCAUUUCAAGACAAAACGGAAAGAUACAGGAGCUCGUGGAGAGAUUCGGAAGCCGUUUCGUGGCUUUCAACAACAAAAACUCUGAAAACCGAGAACAAGUGACACGACUCCUUCAGAAAGUGGAUGAACUGAUGAUCCAGAAUGAAAACCGUCACUUCAGCAGUGAGGUUACACAGAUAAUGCAGCAGGCUCAGAGGAUUAUAGAGGAGAGAGUGCAGAAAAUGAAGGAGGAGGUGAGGAGAAUGGCUGAUAAUCGCUGGGCUGCAUUCAUUGCAUCACUAAAUAAAGAAAAACAAGAAAUGGACAGAGAAAAGAAAUGUAGACAAGACAAGAUCAAGCAGAUUGAGGCGGAUAUAAAGAAGGAAGAACAGAAAAUACAGCAGCUCAGGGUGAAUCUGUGGAAUGAGCAGCAGCACAUGAGAGGAUUUCAGGAGAGAGAAAGAAUUGAGGAGGAGGAGAGAGAUAGAAGACAAGAAGAAGAAAAAAGGAAAAUUGAGAUCUGGGUCCAGGAGGAGGAGCAGAGGAGGCUGGGGGGAGAAGAAGAGCAGCAGAACAAUUCAGAGAAAUACAGGAAGAUUCUGGUGAUGCUCUCUCUGUUUUUGAUGGGUGUUGGAGCUGGAUAUGCUCCUGCACUCUUGGCAUUUCUGUUUCCUGCGGCUCCGGUGGCUGAAGCUGGAUUGGCGGCCCAGAUUUUGGCCGACUUGUUGGGUUCAGGAGCUUUUGUAAAUGCAGGUUUUGCUUUAAAAUUCACUGCAGCCGCCAUGGCUGGCGCUGCUAGAGUGGCAUCGAUGACCCAAUGCACCAUCCAAUGAUCCAUUCACAUGUGAAAACCAUGCAGAGUCCUCAUUUAAAAAUCACAGUUAUGCUCCUUUAGUUCUUUUUUAAUCAUUGCGUGCUGUCGGGUUGUUUUCAUCCACUUUGGGCUGGUUUUGGGUCUUUAUUUGGCCACAGAGUUCUCUGUGUUUCAGCAAAUGGGAUGAUUUCUGCUGACUAAUCUUAUUUUAAGUAAACAUAGUAAGUGUAUUUACACACACACACACACACACACACACACACACACACACUAUAAUCUGCUGUUUUACUUCACUAUACAUAUAAACAGGAACUCCAUACAAAUCAACAGGAAAAAUGACCAAUGUUACCUCUUCUCAUCAGGGAAAACCAGCUCAAAUCAAGAAUGCAUGAUUAUAUAAUCAUUACAACCAUUAAAUGUGAUAAUAAUGAAAGUCAAUGGGGCAAAAACAGCACCAACAUCACCAAAGGGUAGUCAAUUUGAACAAUACACAAGGGUUAAUCUCUAAAGUUGUAUUAUUACACAAUUUUUCAAUCCAGUAUCAUUGAAACUACGUGCCUCAGCCGACAUUUACAUACAUUAUACAAAACAUAAAUACGUUGCUCCUGGUACAUUUUGUUACAGGUUUCAAAUGACAAAUCCACUAGAGGGCGCUGUCUAUAUUUCCAAAAAUCUGAAAUGCGAUGUUUGGGUUUUGUUUUGUAUUUAUCUGAUGAUAAAUCCACUAGAGGGCUCUGUCUGAAUCUAAAAUACUUCACUUCUGUACAUUUUGCCGCACGUUUCAGAUGGCAAAUCCACUAGAGGGCGAUGUCUACAUUUUUGCGAAUCUAAAAUAUGUUAAUUGGCGUAAGUUUUGUUACUUUAGGUAUGUUUUGUUGUUCAAUUCAGACGCACAUCCUUCUUGUACAUGAGAAGACGGAGCUUGUCUUACAUAUCAGCUAGCGAACCGCUGAGCUAAACCCUUCGCUUAACCCAACCAAUAGUGUUUUCACAAGCAGACAUAAAAUAAUAUUGCAUCUUGGUUACAUAAUUUUACGUUGAUUUUAUAUUGCAUUUACCUGUUCUGUGGUAGAGUGACCAUACAAAGUGAGCUACGAGAAAACUGACCACACCUGAAAAGUUGUUCAUAUGAAGAUAGAUAGGUGACGCAAACAUAUUUAUAGACAGCAUUAAGUCGUUUUGUGGUGUUUUUGUGUGUGUGUGUUUGUGUGCGCGCGCAAAGCAUUAAAAAUAAUCCUUUAUUCAUAGAUAAUACGUCCCUGUAAAUAUCAUUAAUGUGAAAAGGAACAAAAUUGUCUGUCGUCAUACAGCCCCCUAGUGUUUAUUUUACCAGAAACCUCAAUUAACGUGUGUUAAAGUACAUUUUUGCAGUUUUUACAAAAGCGUGUAUUUCCAAUGAGCCUGUGUUACAAGUGUUUUCUUCUGAUAAUUGUAUAGUUCACCCAAAUUUACAAUUCUUUCAUGCUUUAUUUGUUCUAAACAUGCUUGAAUUUCUUUCUUCUGUGAUCAUGUUCUUCAGUUUUUGUGCACCUACAAAUAUUCUCACAUCCAUUUUUGCUGAUUAUUUAUACAUAUAAUAUUAAUGAAUUACAUAAAUCUAAAUAAAAUCAACCAGAAUGUGCGUUUGUGUAGCACGAGGUAUAGCUAUAGUCUGUUACAUAAUUAAUAUUUUUACAUUUUAAAACGUACCUUCAAUUUGGCCUAUCAAUAUUAAGCUAGUAGUUUUGUCUAUUGCGUUUGUAAAUCUGUUAUUCCUCUUGAUUUGUAUGACUUCUUAUGUGUAGCACUUUGGUCAGUCUUGUGGCUGUUUUUAAAUGUGCUUUAUAAACAAAUGAACUU
Messenger RNA from Danio rerio (zebrafish), 3379 nucleotides. The record is from RefSeq and is a predicted model, not a curated record. NCBI's taxonomy places the organism in Eukaryota, Metazoa, Chordata, Actinopteri, Cypriniformes, Danionidae.